AUGGCGAACGAUGCACCGAAGAAGAUUGGCGGCGAGUAUGGGGACGUCAGAGCCAACAUUGACGAGGCAAAACUGAACGCCUACCUCCUCAAGAAUAUUUCUAUCAUGAAAGGGCCUAUUGAUGUCAAGCAGUUCAAGUUCGGUCAAUCAAAUCCGACGUACUUCCUGACGGACGCGACUAAAGCAAAAUACGUGCUCCGUAAGAAGCCCGACGGGGGUCUCAUCUCGAAAACGGCGCACCAAAUUGAACGUGAAUUCAAGAUGCUGAGCGCGUUGCACAAGUAUAACACUAAUCCAUCGACCCCUGAAUCGAAGAAAGUGCCUAUACCCGAGCCCAUCUUACUCUGUGAAGAUAGCUCCAUCAUAGGGACCCCUUUCUACGUAAUGGAAUUCUUGGAAGGUCGCAUUUUCACCGACCCGAGGAUGCCUGAGGUCUCCCCGGAAACGCGUCGGGAAUGCUGGCUUGCCGCCGUUCGUGCUCUGGCCAACCUCAGCUCGCUGGACCCGCUGAAGAUCGGUCUCGAAACCUUUGGCCCCCUCACAGCUUAUUUCGCCCGUCAAAUCAAGUCUAUAUCUCGUGUCUCGAGCGCCCAAGCAGCCGUAGUCGACAUUGAAUCGAACAAAACAGUCGGCGAUAUCCCCGCUUUCAAUGAGCUCAUCUCUUGGUAUCAAACCAACGUACCAGACGAGAGUCGAUUCGGCAUACGGAUAGUACAUGGAGAUUACAAACUGGACAACAUGAUCUUCCAUCCCACGGAAAACCGUGUCAUCGGCAUUCUUGACUGGGAAUUAUGCACGCUGGGUAACCCGUUGGCUGAUCUUGCGAAUAUGACCUCUCCUUGGUCAAUCGACGAGAAGGAUGUCACCGAUGGCGGCAACGCUCUUAUGGUCGCUUUUAAGAACAGUAAAGGCGUUGUCCCCAUUGCUUUGGAGGAUAUUGAGACAGAGUACUGCCGCCUUAUGAACCUAGAUUACCCCAUCCCAGAGAUGGCUUUCGUUCGUAGCUGGAUGUUGUUCAGGUUGGCUGUGAUCUCUCAAGGGAUUGCUGCUCGUUAUGCCCGUCGGCAAGCUAGCUCAGCCACAGCCUACAUCUCUGUUCGAACCUUCCCCGUCAUCGGAAAGCUCGCCCGGAAAGUGCUGGAAGACUCAGGUCACAGUAUCGUGCAGUCAAAGGCUAAGCUGUAG
Molecule: messenger RNA, 1185 nt
Organism: Pleurotus ostreatus (oyster mushroom)
Lineage: Eukaryota; Fungi; Basidiomycota; Agaricomycetes; Agaricales; Pleurotaceae
Exons: 7
Coding region: 1-1185 (394 amino acids)
Source: RefSeq, a predicted model, not a curated record